Molecule: messenger RNA, 2690 nt
Organism: Jatropha curcas
Lineage: Eukaryota; Viridiplantae; Streptophyta; Magnoliopsida; Malpighiales; Euphorbiaceae
Product: F-box/LRR protein
Biological process (GO): SCF-dependent proteasomal ubiquitin-dependent protein catabolic process
Cellular component (GO): SCF ubiquitin ligase complex
Molecular function (GO): protein binding
Source: RefSeq, a predicted model, not a curated record
CAUUGGGCCAGGCCAGAACCGGAUCCGGAUCAUUAUUCUUCUCUUCCAAACACUGAAUUUGGCGGGAAAUCCCAAGCGUCGCGCGGGAUGCCUAAAUCACUAAACCCUAAUUUGUCGCCCCACAGUGCGGCACAAGUCCACCGCCGGUCUAUUUCCUCCGCCGUCUACUGAACGAAAACAUCGUUUGUCUAUUUCUAACACUCUCACUUUUUCGCUCUAGUUUUCACUUCUCGCCAUGGUUGUGCUCAGAAAUCGUGAAAUACUCCCUACUGAACCCACCCCGAAAUACCUAACUAAACAGUCCACACCGGAGCCUGUCACUCCUAACCCAAUUCACGAACCAUCCGCGAGCCGGUCCAGCCAGUCUCCGCCCUCGCUCUCCCCGAACCUCGAAAAUCACGAAUUGGGCUCAGAUUGUAAAUCCACCCUGAGACGGAGUCUCCGUCUGGCUUCCAAAUCUGUUGCAGCUGAUGGUUACGUUGAAAAUGGUUCGCGUAAGAGGAAGGGCGCCACCAGCAUUCGAUCGAUGGAAGAGAAUAAAGUGGUUGAAGACCAAAUCGUUAAUGAAGGUAAAGCGAAAGGUGAUGAUGUAGAUUGCAAAAUUAAGGAAGUUCUGAGUUUGAGGUCUGGUAAACGCGUUGUUAAGAGAAGAGUGGAAUAUAAUAGUGGUGAUAAGCCGGUUACUGAGAAAGGAAGAGAAGGUAAAGACGAAGAUUUGAAUGCUGAGGAAGUGACUAGAGAGAAAGGAAAGGGCAAAUUAGGUGAGGAAAUGGAGUAUGAUGUUGGCCAAGGUGUGGUGAAUAUAAUUAAUAAAUUGGAGAACAAUCAAGACACUUAUGAGAGCUGUAAUUCCAUGGUAAGGAAGAGAUAUAGUGAAGAGCAGAAAGGGAAAGGAAAGCUGGUUGAUGAUGGUUCAGUAUCAAAUGUUAAAGAAGCACUGGAAUUGAAAUCUAUGGUUAAGGAUUUAGUUGAUAGUUUGGGGGAUACUGUGGCUAUGGAAAAUGGAAGGCAGUCUAAGAAGGCAAACAAAAGGGUGACUGUAUCAAGAAUGGAACAAUUUCGGGAUAUAGCUAGGCAAAAUGCUUCUCGAUUUGCUCAUUUUGAAAAUCAAGAGCAAGAGGAGGAACAUUUGCCUUCACAGGUUGAUGUAGAAAUGCCAUCAGUGCAAGGGAAUCAGGAAAUUGAAGACUGGCCAGGUCCUUUCUCUACUGCUAUGAAGAUUAUUAGGGAUAGAGAAAGUAAGGCUAACUCACGGCAGGGUCCAUCUACUUUAGAAAAAGCAAAAUCUGUGCCAAUUACAUGGAUUCCUAGAAGUAGUAAAGGCUCCAAAUGCUCGAAAGCAUCCAUUCCUUCAUUGCAAGAACUAUGCAUGAGAAUAAUUGUCAAUAAUUGUGAUGCAGUUAGUUCACUUGAGCAUGUCCCAGAUGCUUUGAGGCACAGACUUUGCCAACUGCUCUGUGAUAGUAAGAGAAUGAAUAGUCAUUUUUUGGACCUUCUUGUCCAUGGAUCCCCUACAGAGAUACGUGUUAAGGAUUGUUCAUGGCUGACAGAAGAAAAUUUUCUGAAAAGUUUUGAGGGCUGUGACACCAACAAUUUAACGGUUUUACAACUUGACCAAUGUGGUCGUUGCAUGCCAGAUUAUAUUUUACCUGCUACCUUAGCAAGGUCAUCAAGAAGCUUGCCUGCACUAAUUUCUUUAUCCCUAGCUGGUGCCUGUCGGCUUUCAGAUAUAGGACUGAGUUCAAUUGUUUCUUCUGCUCCUGCAUUAAGAUCCAUAAAUCUCAGUCAAUGCUCCCUUCUUACUUCCACUGGCAUAGUCACUUUAGCGGAUUCGUUGGGAUCAGUUCUGCAGGAAUUGUACAUUGAUGAUUGCCAAAGCCUGGAUCCUAUGCUUCUUUUGCCAACAUUGAAGAAGCUAGAACAUCUGCAAGUAUUAUCACUGGCUGGAAAUCAAACUAUUUGUGAUGAUUUUGUCAGGGAAUUUCUUGCUGCUCGUGGUCAUAAUAUGAAGGAGCUUGUUUUGUCGGAUUGCGUGAAAUUGACUGAUUCUUCCAUUAAAGUUAUUGCUGAAACUUGUCCUGGGUUAUGUGCACUAAACCUUGUUAACUUGAGGAAAUUAACAGAUUUUUCUUUGGGAUAUCUUGCAAAUGGUUGCCAAGAAAUUCAAACAUUAAAACUCUGCCGCAAUGCAUUCAGCGAUGAAGCUAUUGCUGCUUUCGUGGAAACCUCUGGGGAGGUUUUAAAAGAUCUUUCACUGAACAAUGUCAAGAAGGUUGGAAACAAUACAGCCUUGUCCCUUGCUAGACGUUCAAGAAACUUGCUAAGUUUGGAUUUAUCUUGGUGCCGGAACUUGACAGAUGAAGCUGUGGGUUUGAUUGUGGAUAGUUGUUCAUCAUUGAGGGUCCUUAAACUCUUCGGAUGUGGUCAGGUCACAGAAGUGCUCCUAGACGGCCACUCGAAUCAACAUGUACAAAUCAUUGGUCUGAAGAUGUCUCCAGUGUUGGAACAUAUCAAGGUUCCUGAUUCACAAGAAUUUCCACUGCGAUAUUCCUGGGUACCUUCUAUGUAGAACUGGCAUGGACUAUGGAAGUUGGUUUACCAGAUGUAACUCUCUAACAAGUUAGAAUGGUUUUCUACAAGCCAAAUACGUUAUUAUUUAUAUAUUAUAAUACCCUGUGUUUCUCUUUCAA